Messenger RNA from Xylona heveae TC161, 870 nucleotides. RefSeq lists its product as hypothetical. Bases 1 to 870 code for a protein of 289 amino acids. NCBI's taxonomy places the organism in Eukaryota, Fungi, Ascomycota, Xylonomycetes, Xylonales, Xylonaceae. The transcript has 2 exons. The record is from RefSeq and is a predicted model, not a curated record.
AUGUCGCUCAUCAUCGAUUCGAUAUACCAGGUGGCGGGCAAUGUCUGGAACAAGGGCCAGGAGAUCGUGGACAGGUUCUUCCCGCCGGAGAAGCGUGAGCUGUGGAAGGUCAAGCUGGCCAAGUUUGCAACAGACAAACCCAUGUUUGCUUCAUUCUUGUUGUCGCAACUUGCGUUGAGCGGUCUUCCACUUGUGCUCUUCGUCAUCAUGUCCAUUGGCGUAUUCGUCUUCUCGCUCUUAGUGGGCCUGAUCAUCGCCGUUCUGGCCGCCGUCUUGUUCACCGUCUUCUGCGUCGGCGUCGCGCUACUCGUCCUCUUCCCUACGCUCUUCAUCACCACGUUCGGCGGUGUCUUUGUCUGGCUCUGGGGCGUCGGAGCAUACUAUAUCAUGAAGUACUUCAACAAGAAUGCUUUGCCGGGCUCUGGUGGCGGCGAAGAGGGCCAAAAGGAGGGCGAGACCGGCCCGCUGCCAGACCUCAACGGCGUGACCAAGGGCGCAGUGGACACGGGCGACGUGACCAAGACUGCAGGAAACGCGACCAAGGCGACGGAUGCUACAAAGGGGUUGACAGAUGGCGACGUGACAAAGACGGCGGGAAAUGUCACCAAGGCCACCGACGCAACAAAGGGAGUGACUGGGGGCGAUGUCGGCAAGACGGUCAAUGGCGCCGCGAAAACUGCCGACGUGGGAAAGACGGCCGACGUGGGUAAAACUACGGGCAGCGUCACGAAAAAAGCUGAUCUGGGCAAGGUCAACAAUGUGACGAAAAAGGCAGACGUCGGAAACGUGACCAAGACGGCCGACGUCGGCAAGACGGCUGAUGUUGGAAAGACUGCUGAUGUCGGCAAAGUCGCCGGCAAGGUUCUCUAA